UGUUUACAAUCAAGUGUCAAUAGCACAUCUUACAUUUAGCUGUGUACUUCAUAUCACAGACUCCUGAACCAUAGCCCAUCACAGUUUGAAUAUAAGGAAUCUUUAUAUCCUGUGAAAAUGUAUUUUCAAAGUGAAAGAGCAACAAAGGAUAAUGGCACUUGCAAAGACUCCAUUGAUAUGGAUUUGUUUCUCCAUUGUUCACUUGUUCCUUCAGUUCUUAUCAUUUUAGCAUUGUCCUUUCUUGAAAAACGCACUAGGAAGACCUCAAUAGAUGAUAAAAUACAGCUCCUUGACAGACGAUUUGGAUUUGUCAUACCCCUAGAUCUUAUAGGUACAUUUAAUAACAGAUGGACCUAUGGUUUUGCCUUUGGAGCUAUAGCCAAUAAGGUGAUGUCCCUCUUUUCCGAGGAAUAUUUGCCUGCAGGUGUCCCUACAUGGGCAAGAGCACUCGGCCUUUUGCUCGGAGCCAUAGAAGUUGGUCUGGCCUUCUACCCAAUUUUCGCAUGUCUCACUACAGAUAAUAAAAUUAUUGGAUCGGUUACAGGAUUUUUGUACAGUCUUACUUGGCUUAUAGUCACACUCGUAGACAUUGUGACAUGCCCUCAUGGAGAUAAGAUAGGAGAUUAUGACAAGGUGAUUUUUAAUUGGCCAUGCCUGCUGUGUCUCAGUUUCCUGUUGGGGAGAUUUGUCCAUGUAUUUAUAAAAUCCAUUAGAAUCAUGAUGGGAGCAGAUAUCGCCUGUGAGGAAAAGCGAUUUCUACCAAUACACCAAGCUGAACACGUCAAAAGGCUCUUCAGAAAGCCUGUACAGGUGCAGAAAACCUGGUUUGAAAGAAAAAUCUAUGACUCGGAUCCAUGUUUUAAAUUCCCAAGUAGGAUGAUUGGCACAACUGUCCUAUCCUUGUUCUGUCUCUACGUUUUUAUCACCUUGGAAUUUGGUGCAUUUCACCUUGUUGUACAAGCAUUGAAUAGUUUAGAAGCGAAUAUGGCUCAGCUGGAACCUGAUGUCACAUGGUCAGGAUAUAACCAAACUGUUGCCUCCAUGAAAGAAUUCAAUGGAGCAUUAGAGGGUGUUUGGUUUUUCACAACAUUUUUGGCGGGCUUUAUUACUGUGUCAUAUAUAUUUCACAUAUUGGUCUGCUACAGAAAGCACAUGAAGCGCCUUUGGGUUGGAGAAAAAAGCUUUCUACCUGCAAAGUAUCACAAACCUUCAGCCUCACAAAGUGUGGCUGCAAUUGCAAGAUAUUCUGGCUGGCAAGUUGCUUAUAUUUUAUGGGGGUACCUGAUAAUGCAUAUAGUGCAAACAUUUCUAGGACUGGCUUUUGUGUAUGCAUUAGUUUUCCCAGUAAAACAUGGGAAAGGAAUUGCGAUGUUGCAGGGUUUGGGAUUAUCCAUUCUUACAAUUGCAAUCGUCAUUGCCUUAAUGGUUCUACAAGUUAUUUUGGCUACAACAUUCUUCCUGCAGAAAAAGAUUUAUCCUGAAGAUAAAGGGAAACCAUUGGCUCUGAACAAUAGAAAAGCAUUCCACAACUUUAACUAUUUCUUCUUCUUCUACAAUGUGAUCCUGGGUUUGAGUGCCUGCUUAAUGCGACUAUUCUGUAGCUUGAUUUUGGGAAGCUGGCUGAUUGGAAGAAUUGAUAGAACAAUACUGCAAAGAGGAUACGAAUCAGCUGACAUGGGUUACAACACCUGGAUUGGAAUGAUAUAUGUGGAUCACUAUCACACUAAUCCUUCCCUGCUGUGUUUUUGCAACAUCCUCUUGACAAACAGUGCAGAGAAAAGACUCAGAGAAUCCCAGGAUUACUACAGUUUUUCCAACCCAACAGGGCCACGUAGACCAACUAGAGCCAGGACAAGAUGGCUGCUAUACUAUACACUUCUGAAAAAUCCUAGACUGAUUAUACAGAGGAAAGUCAAAGAACAGGGUGAUGAAGACACAAAGAACAUAGUGAGUCAAAUCAGACUUAUCCAUGCUUCGGUGUUGGAAGCUGAUAUGAGAAACAACCAGGAAGGACCAAUUGAUAUAAAAUGUGUGGAAAUAAAAGAAGGAAGAACAUUAUUUUAUGAUUAAACUCUGGAGCUCUGCAAAGAGAUCAAUAGUUCAAAAAGUCCUCUUAUAUAACAACAUUUUCACAUCAAAAUGAAUAGAAACUCAAGUCAACUGAACCCUGGACUUGGUGCAGUGUAACCAGAAGUUCUUUUAGACCUCUCCUACUCAUGGAAGCUUUUAAUGAAAGACUCAGGUGCCAAGCUGAGCUGAAUUGGUUCAUAACUAAGUCAUGCAUGGUUAGUUAAAUUCUUAAGGAUUAUGAAUGGUCCAAGAAUUAGUGACUACUCCAAUGUGUUAACAUAGGAAUAUUAAUUAUAUAUGGACAACGAGUGGUCAUUGAAAACUAACUUAAGAACCACUUCCCUGAAUACUGGAACACCUAGGCUGCCAUAUGAGAAAGGCUUUGAAAGGUGUGUAUUUACAUGACAUAAACUUUUUAAAAAACAAAGUCAUUAGUUCAUGGAUUCAUGCAUUGUGUACACAAUUGUGCAAUAUUCUAAUGCUUUGUUAAAAGAACGAGCCCCAUGGAAAAAUAAGUAUUUUUUGUAUACAGUGAUGUAAUUUAGCAUCAAAGAAAACUUGGUUUUGUUUCAUUUUGUUCCAAUAAACUUCCUUAUUGGCAAACCUGUA
Molecule: messenger RNA, 2679 nt
Organism: Spea bombifrons (plains spadefoot toad)
Lineage: Eukaryota; Metazoa; Chordata; Amphibia; Anura; Pelobatidae
Product: stimulated by retinoic acid gene 6 protein-like
Exons: 18
Coding region: 118-2070 (650 amino acids)
Biological process (GO): vitamin A import into cell
Cellular component (GO): plasma membrane
Molecular function (GO): signaling receptor activity; retinol transmembrane transporter activity
Source: RefSeq, a predicted model, not a curated record